This is a messenger RNA of Stomoxys calcitrans (stable fly), 11103 nucleotides long. Its product is annotated as cubilin homolog. Lineage: Eukaryota; Metazoa; Arthropoda; Insecta; Diptera; Muscidae. Gene Ontology annotation, molecular function: calcium ion binding. Bases 133 to 11073 code for a protein of 3646 amino acids. The record is from RefSeq and is a predicted model, not a curated record. The transcript has 22 exons.
UGUUCGGAACUAAAAAAUAAAAAAAAGUGAAAAAUACGAAAAGGACAAAAAAAAGGACAAAGGACUAAAAGGAUAACAGCGAAAAUGUGUUAAAAAAAAUCAUAUUUUGAUAUUACCAAAAUAUUUUUAAAAAUGUCCUUUUCUCGCUUAUCCUGUGCCGUUAUUGUGCUAAUAAAAAUUACUGUGAUUUCUGCCGUAUAUGAUGCACAACCAAAAAUCCUUACCAAAAAUGCUACACUAAUUUUAGAGGCGUCCUAUGAUCAAAAUAUCAGCCUACGUUUAUCACAUGGCUCCUCCUUGCUUGUCAACCAUGUGGAUGUUAUGGAGCAUUUACAGCGCCGUUAUACGCCCUCUAAUUUGGAUAGAGAUCCAACGAAAUCAUUGGAUACCACACCAACUGCUGAUGAGAUAGGCAAUACAGUCCUUAAAUUGCGUGGCGAUAUCGAUCGCCUUAAUCGUCGUUUCUCAUAUUUAUUUAAUCGUACGCGCACACCACAACCAAGAUCGGUGAGGCGUUUAAUGGGUCGUUUACGCAGACUAAGUCGCCGCGUUCUGGUAAUCGAAGAAAAUAUCACUAAAAAUGAAUGCACCGAGGCAACUGAACCAUGUAAAAAUGGUGGAACCUGUUAUGAUUCAUACAAAGGUUAUCAUUGUGAAUGUCCUGCAGGAUGGAAGGGUAAAACAUGCGAAGAAGACGUUGAUGAAUGUUAUCUCUGGGCCGGCACUGAUUUGGGUUGUCAAAACAAUGCUGUGUGUACGAAUACUCCGGGUAGCUUUAAAUGCACUUGCGCCAAUGGAUUCUCCGGUACCCAUUGUCGCAUUCGAAAAGCCAUCUGCCAACAAGAACAAGCCGAAGAAUUAUGUGGACACGGUAUCUGUGUCCCGGCCAACAACGCGCAAGGUUUCACCUGCAUCUGUAACCAGGGAUGGACGAGAAAUAUAAGUGCAUUGAUAAACUCCACCUCAACCCCUACUCUGGCGUGUGAUGUUGACAUAGAUGAGUGUGAAGCAUCAAGGAAUCCUUGCCACAAUGAAUGCAUCAAUUUACCUGGCAGUUUCAAAUGUGGCCCUUGUCCCCCUGGCUAUACGGGUAAUGGGAAGACCUGCAUAGAUAUCGAUGAGUGUGCCUCCAACAAUGGAGGCUGCAACUUAAUGCCCAAAGUUCGAUGCAUAAAUACAGAGGGUUCCCAUUUUUGUGGUAAAUGUCCCCUUGGAUGGAUUGGCGAUGGCCGCUCGUGCGAACUGGCCCCUUCGAAUUCAUGUGACGAGGAGAAAAUUUGCCAUCCCCAAGCUAAAUGUGAAUACAUAUCCAAUGUGGCCACCUGCACCUGCCCCCAUGGUAUGUUUGGCCAUGGCUUUGGACCAGCAGGGUGUCACACCAGCCCCAUUACCGAUUCGUGUGAGAAACACAUGUGCCAGAAUAAUGGCACCUGCUUGGCAACUGGUCGUGGCACUAGUUGCCUGUGCUUGAAUGGCUAUACGGGAGCUUUGUGUGAAACUGCUGAUGGAUGUCAUCCCAAUCCUUGUAAGAACGAUGGCACCUGCAAACCUUUAGCCAACCAAUCAUACAAGUGUUCCUGCCAACGUGGUACCACCGGCAAAAAUUGCGAAAUUAUACGCAGCGUUUGUGCAACCAUCCAAAGACGGUCCUCAGGUGAACUUAGCUAUCCCUCAGAUGGUUACACGGAGUAUGCACCCCUGGAGAGAUGUGCCUGGCUAAUACGUACCCAGACCACACAGAUUUUAAAUGUAACCUUUACCUCCUUUGAUCUCGAAGAUGGGGAAUGUAAUCGUGAUUGGUUGCAAAUACACGAUGGUGUGUCAUUGGCCUCCCAAUUGAUAGGGCGUUUUUGUGGCAAUGCCUUGCCUCUGGGUGGCAAUAUUUUGUCCUCCCAACAUCAGUUAUUCUUUUGGUUUCGCUCGGAUAAUGCCACACAGAAAUCGGGAUUCAAAAUGACUUGGCAAUCACAAGCCCCCAUAUGUGGCGAAACUUUGGAAGUGACAAUGGGUGGAGAGGGAAUCAUACGCUCUGCUGGAUAUCCAGGAAAAAUGCCCAAAAACAGAGACUGCGAAUGGCAGCUGUCGGCUCCCUAUGGUCAGCGCUUUAUUUUGAGGUUCUAUGAAAUAAACACGGGUUUGGUGGCCGAUUGCAAGGGGGAUUCAUUGAAGAUCUACGAUGCCGAUGUGCUUAUCAAGGAAUUCUGUCAAUCCGCCUCGCCAGAGCCACUGAGAUCCUCUACGAACAAAGUCAAAAUCCAUUUGCAUACCGAUAACCUGGCUGUGGACAGUUCAUUUCAGCUGCACUACGAAGUGGAAUCAUCUUUGCCCCAUUGUGGUGGCAUAUUUACAGAUGCUUCCGGUGUCAUUGUUGGUCCCAGUGGCGAUUCUUCAGUUUGUCUAUACCUAAUACAACAACCACCGAAUACACAAAUCCAAUUGGAAGUAAAAGAUUUAAAUUUGCUGGAAAUGGAAAAUUGCAAUUUGAAUAGUUUUGAGAUUUUCGAUGGUAAAACCGAUCAAGAUAGACGACUUUUUAUGAAAUGCGGCAGCGUUGGUGACAUUCGAGACAUUGAGCCCAUAUCAACUUCCUCCAACUUUUUGCUGUUACGUUACAUAAACAGAUUGUCUGGUGAAAAUUCAAAAAUUCCCUUCAGAGUCAAAUAUUCAAGAGUGUGUGAAUUUCGAUAUUUUGGUCCUGAUGGGGGUGUCAUUACAACUCCCAACUAUCCAAGUGCUUAUGCAGAACACCUCACCUGCACCUAUCACAUAUACGGUCCUCUGAAGAACUUGGUGCGCGCCAUCUUCACUGAUAUCUCAUUGAACUCGAAUGACCCAACUGACGAUAGUAAUAAGGAAGAUUUACCAACCAAUCAAAGUGAAAAUGGAACCCUUACCUAUUUCGAUGUCUACUUGUCUGAUACGAAUAAACGACGUUUCUACAAAGGCGCUCCCAUGCAACUCCUUUCUGAAUACAACAAAAUGACCAUUGUAUUCCAUGCUGGCACAAAUCCGCAUAACGCUCGAGGCCUACGUCUGCAAUACUCUUUUGAGGAGAACAACUGUGGUGGUGUAUUUAUAGACAAUGAAGGAUCCUUCGAAAAGGGAUUUGAUGUGUUCCCCAAAGCUUGCACUUACAUUUUUGAGGCUCCCCCUGGAAAAAACGUAGAGCUUUCCUUCAAUUUUUUGGGCUUAAGCGGCGCUGAGAACCGGGCCACGAUAUAUGGCAUAAUCCCAGGCGAACAGGAUUAUUUGCUGAAAAACAUCACAAAGGAGAUAUUUGUCAAAGAGACCUUUCCAUUCAAUACCAUAAGGCUUUUGAUGCAUUCCAAUACCUGUCUGUUUAUGGGACAGUACAAAUUUAUUUCAGCCAAUGCAGACUGUGUCAGAGAAUUUUCUUUCUUAUACGGCACCAUCAAGUCUCCCAAUUGGCCCUUGCCUUAUGCAGCAAAUGUAAAUUGUUCUUGGAUUAUAACGGCACCUCUGGGCUUUAAAAUUGAGUUAAGGAUUCAAAAUUUCACUUUGGAGCAGGAUUGCACAGGAGAUUUCCUAGAGAUAAGGAAUGGAAAAUAUCCAUCCUCGCCUUUAAUAGGCCGAUAUUGUGGAGAUCGCAUUCCCUCGAGAAUAACCUCGUUGGCCAAUAGCCUAUUUUUGAGACUCACCUCGGAUGACUCAGUUCAGGGCCGAGGUUUCCACUUAAAUUGGGAACAAACUGAGACGGGAUGUGGCGGCAAGUUGACUUCCUACAAAGGCUCCAUACAUUCACCAGUUUGGGACUCAAUAACUACAGAAUUUAGUCCUAUUUGUGAUUGGCUGAUACAAGUGGGCCAAGGAUCCUCGAUAUUGCUGAACAUUAAAACCUCCAUAGAUGAAUUCCAAUUUUGCAGCAACAAUCAUUUGCGAAUUUAUGAUGGUUCUUCGACAUCCAGUCCUAUGUUGAAUUUCGAUUGCUUGUCGGUGCAGAGAAAGGGACAAAUGACACUGACCUCCACCUCUAACCAAAUGCUAAUCAUGUAUAAGGCUUCCAAGGAUUCCAUGGAUGAGGCCGAGUUCAUAUUGGACUACGAGACCAAUUGCAAUAUGGUAUUGGAUCAUGUUGUGGGCAUCAUUGAGUCACCCAACUUCCCCGGACCCUAUCCCGAACUGCUUAAUUGUAAAUGGGAUAUUGCAGCUGGUUCCAAGAAUAGAAUCCAAUUAGCAUUUUCCCACAUCAGCUUGGAGACUGACAGCAUGCCAUGUGAACAUGAUUAUAUUGAAGUUUGGGAUAUGCAAGACUCGGAUGUUCUCACCAAACAAAGACUGUGCACACAUCAGUCUCAGCCCAUAACUUCUCAGGGUAAUCACAUAAGGCUAUUGUUCGUCACCGACUAUUCGAAUAGCAAGAAUGGUUUUCGCGCUGACUACUCUCGCCAGGGAUGUGGUCAAGUCUUCACCGAGAGAGUAAAGGUCAUUACAUCACCCAACUAUCCCCAUAGCUUAGAUGUGGACUGCGAGUACUACGUUGAAGUGACUGCGGGGGAGAAAAUCAUUCUUAAUGUCCUUGAGUUCCAAACCGACACAGAAACAGAAAAUUGUGAUGCCGAUGCUUUGAUCAUAAGGGAAUCGAAAAAAUCUCUUUUACCCCUGCUAGAACAGUGUUCUUCGCGUAAGACGGGUCCCCUGACAGUGACAUCGAACUCGAAUCGGCUGUACCUACACUACCGCUCCAGUAACUCCGGAAGCAAUAAAUAUUUCAAAGCCAUUUAUCGCACCGAAGCAGCCCAGUGUGGUGGCAAAUUCCUAGCCAGUUCUGGCACCAUAACAUCACCCAAUUUCCCUCACCUAACCAAACAAGAUUACAACUGUGUGUGGGAGAUUUCUGUGCCCUUGAGCGAUAACAUUCAAUUAUCCAUCAAAAGCAUAGACAACGCGUUAACUGAUAACUGCACAGAUAAUUAUCUGAAAAUUUCAUAUCGUUCACAAAACACAACUGAGUUUCGAUGCCUUUCGGCCUCAUAUCAAAACAGUCUCCUGAUUCCCACCAAUACGCUGACAGUUGAAUUUGUAAGCAAAUCCGCUUCCGAUGGUGUCCGGUUCGCUCUGGCCUUUGCCAAGCAGUGUGGUGGUACUAUUGCAAAAGAUUCCGGAGUAAUUACAGCAAAUUCAGCCGAAAACUGCAAAUGGACAUUCAAUGAGCCGGAGGGAACUUUGAUAGUUAUAAACAUUGUGCAAUUCGAUUGUUAUUGUGGUACAAAUGUCAAAGGGAAAGCCGAGUGUGGAUUAGGGUUUAAGGUUAACUAUUUUGGCAGUGAUGUAGCCUCCGCCAAUUACACCAAACUCUUCUGUGAGGACUAUCAACCCAGUGUUAUGUUUGAAGCUUCCAAAUUGGAUGUAUUUAGCAACAAUGUUAAUUUCCAUGCCACAUAUUUUACAACGGACCACUUUUGCGGAGGCAUUAUAUCAUCACCUCGUGGAUCAUUGGCUUCACCGAACUGGCCGUCGUUGUAUCGCCCCAACACAGAUUGCUCUUGGACUUUAAUAGCCCCCAGGGGUAAUAGCCUUCAACUACAAUUCGAAGAAAUGGAUAUCGCCAGAAGUGAGGAAUGCAAUGAAGAUUUCUUGGAGAUAAGGAAAGAAAUACACAGCAAAUUAUUGGGUCUCUAUUGUGGUAAUCAAAUACCAGAAGACGACCUUAAGCCAUUGGAUUCCUAUUGGAUACGCUUCCGUAGUUCGGAAGGUAGUAUUGGCAAAGGUUUUAAAUUGAAAUGGAGUUAUGCUCACCUUAACGAAAUUGUGAACGAAACCAGAGGUCUAAUAGAAUCCCCCUCAACAGCUAUGUUAAGCAAUGAAGAUGAGCCUUUUGUUUGGCGCGUUGUAGUGGAAAAGGGAAAAUUUAUCAAACUGGAGUUUGAUCAUUACAGUGAAGGAUUACUUCUCUAUGAUGGCUUUACUGAAGAAGCUUUGCCUAUCUCCAUUGAAAUUGCCCCUUGGGUCUUUGUGUCCAGUACCAAUGCCAUACUAUUGAAGACAGACAACGAGCACGCCCAUCAAUUCCUUGUGAAAUGGACUGCAGUCGAUACCACGCCAGUUGACACGAACGUUACAAGCAAUUCCACUUGUCACUCGGAACAGACGUUGAAGGACAAGAGUGGAUUUCUACUCAAUUCACCAAACUAUCCAAAUGGCUACGAAAAUGAUCUUCGCUGCGACUGGAUCUUUCACCCGGCCAAUGUGACCCAUCAUAUUGUGUGUAAGGUGUAUGAGGUCAAGUUGGAGAUAAUGGAUGGAUGUGCAGCGGAUUAUAUGAGUAUCUCAACAUCCUCGGACAUGGCGCGCUGGCAUGCCGGAGAAAAAUUGUGCAAUGGCACUUCUACGCCUCUACAACCUUACCGUACAGUUCAUGGAACUCCACAUCUGAAAGUGGAUUUUGUAACAGAUCAAACUCUUAAUGGCACUGGAUUCAGAGCUUUAAUUUCCUCGGAAUGUGGAUCGAAUUUGACCCAGUCCGUGGGCUUUAUUCAGGGAAACAAACUGGCUCUGGAAACGGAUUGCAGGUGGCAAAUUGCUGUUAAACCUGGCAAGCGCAUAUUUUUGCAAUUAGAUUUCGCAGCCCUGGAAGCCGCCAACCAAAACACUUGCCAAGAAUAUGCUCUGAUUUAUGAUGGCCUCGAUGAACAUGCCCGCCUUUUGCCACCAGGAAAGGUAUGCAAUCCCCAGAAUCAGACCAGACUUUUGAGAGUAUCCAGCACCAACUAUUUGACAAUCAGAUAUGUACUCAGCCUGCCCAAACCUUUGUUGCCUGAGCGAUGGAACCUAAGCUAUGGCACAUUUUCCGAAUGCAAUGAAGAAUACCGCUUGAUACCCGAAGUCUCCACGAUCAACAUGACAUCACCCAAUUAUCCCAAUACUCCCCAACCGCACACCGAAUGUGAAUGGACGUUUAAGGCGCCACCAGGAGAGAUUAUCAAAGUUGAGUUCGAGGAUCGUUUCAGUUUUAAUGCCCGGUUUUGUAAGCAAGAAUACAUUGAACUUUUCGAUGGUUCAACCUUGUUGGCCAGAAGUUUGGGAAAGUACUGCCACAAACCGCCCACGAUCAGGACUACCCAAAAUAUUCUAAAAAUGCAUUACUUAACGGACAUCAAUGAACCGCGAGGGCUAUUUAAAGCCAUCAUAUCCAUCGAUAAAUGUGGUGCUUCGUAUUCCAGUAUGAGAGAUGUGGUCAAAUCACCCGGCUAUCCCAUACCUGGCUCCUAUCCUUCAUAUUCCCAAUGUGAUUAUGCCAUAUCCCUGCCAUUCCAUUUGCAAAUACGCUUAGUCGUUGAAGAUAUUCACUUGCCAUACGAUAGCAAAAAUCCCCAAAGAAGUGACUACUUGGAAAUAAUACCUUUGAUGGCAGAAGAUGACGAAGAAGUUCCACCAACCAAGUUUAUUUUUGGCAACUUCACAAACUCAACCAACUUGGAGAUGAAUACAAACAAAGUCAUUCUAAGAUUCCACACAUUUGCCAAGAACGCAAAAUAUCGCGGCUUUCGCAUAGCAUACCUCAGCUCUAUUGAUUCCAAUCACCAGAAUGUGGUAGGCGAAUCUGGCCUACUGAUGAUGAAAUUCCCCAAGAGAACACAAUUCAAUAUUUACAAGCAGUGGAGAGUUACGGUUCCAAAGGGUUUGAGAGUUCGUUUGGAAAUGCUCAAUAUGGACGAAUUAAAGGAACAAAAUACAACCGUUACUCCCAAAUUUAUGAUCUAUAACGAUGACAGACAUUUUUCACAAAUCACCACUUUUGAUGUCAACACUUAUGCUACCAAUCAAUUCAUUCAAUCCUCCGAUAAUACGAUGUCAGUGUAUGUUUUUAUACCUGUCAAUGAUGUGCCGUUUAGGACCGUUAAAGCUCGGUAUUCCUCGAGUGCCGUCUCACCCUGUCCCCAGCCCAUCAGUGAGGAAAAUCGGGCAGGACUUGUCGACAUUAACGAUAAGCAGGAUGUAUUCAAUGCCAAUUAUCUAUGCCAUACGCCAAUCGCAUUUAAAGAAGGCACCUUGGUCUUCAACAUUAGCUCCCUGGUGUAUGAACAUGUGAACAACAGCAGAACAACACACCCUGUUUUGGUGUUUGCUGCCGGUGCCAUUACCACAAGUUAUAGGCAAAACCUGACACAGGUUCUGCAACCCCUGAAUCAGGAAGCAGGCUACUACCGCAUCAUUCAGUCGCAACAUGAACGCAUCCGAAGUCUCACCAUGUCCUAUAGGCUACACAAGUGUGGUGGACACAUGCUAGUGGAUCGUCUAAACACUGCACAACCUGAGGAGACAGACCUCAACUAUGGAGCCAUUAUGUGUGUUUGGACAUUGAGCAAGCCCCCCUUCUUUGCGGGGUCAGGCUCCGAACAUAGACUCUUUGGCAAUUUCAGCUUUGCUGAAGGCUGUGACCGGGAAUUUGUGCUUAUUCGGGAACGCCGCUGGGACGCGGAGCCGGCUAAGAAAAUUUGCAAAGAUAAUCAGCAUGAGUUUGAAAGUUUCGCCCUGAGAAGCCCUUUCACAUUCAUCGUCUACCAGGCGGAGAAUUAUAGCUCACAGAAAACUAAUUUCUUUAUGCGUACCCGUAAGACAUUGCAAUGUGGGUCGGAGACUCAGGUUUUAAGUUUUCAGAGUGUGGUGCAAAUUGGCUCUUCGCAAUAUGAAAACAACCUGGAAUGUUCCUGGGUGUUUUAUACCGAGCAGGGAAAAUAUCUGCAGAUCACGUUUUACAACCUCUUCUUUAUAGAGGCUUCUGCGAACUGCACUAAGGAUUAUCUGGAGGUACAAAAUUAUGUGGAUGGUCUGUGGAUACCAGGGCAACGGUUUUGCGGCAGAGAGUUGCCUCCAGCCUACAACGGCACAACGCAGCGCCUUCGCCUAGUCUUUCGCACCAACGAGGCUGUGCGCGGCGAUGGAUUCACUUUGAAUGUCCGAAGUCAAUGUUCGGUGACUCUGAAUGUGACCUCUGAACUUCAAACUAUAGACAGCCCUUAUCCCUCAGGCAUGGGCAAUAGGAAGGUGCGCUGCGACUAUGUCUUCAAAUCGAAUGAAGUUGGCCAAUUGAUCAGCGUCAGGACCAAGUUCAAUAAGGAUUAUUCUCCAGCCCUGCAGUUUGGCUGCUUGUAUGGUUUCACAGCUUAUAAGCACAACGCAUCGGGUCAGGAAGAGGCUGGAAAAACGCAUUGCGAGUCGGAUUUUGAAGAGAGAGCCUAUGAUUAUCUGAAACUGACCUAUGAUGCCUUCAGUAUGGUCAGGUACACCAUUGAGUAUGGCCUGGAGUCGUGCGGUGGAAACAUUACAACAACGGCCACCUUAAUUCGACCCCUUAAACAUGAGUCCUCAACGAAUGGCUAUGCCGAGAAUAUGAACUGCGUUUGGUAUGUCACAGCUCCGGACGACCGCUCCAUAGCGGUACAAUUCAAGUAUUUCGAUACCGAGAAGGACUUUGACCAUGUUAGCAUCUAUGCGGGCCACUCCAUACAGCCAGAUAAGCUGGUGCAGCAACUGACGGGCAAUCUAACCAAUCGGCCUCCCACGGUAUUGGUGGACCGCAAUCUGGCAGUGAUAAAUGCCAUAUCUGAUGUUUCCAAUUCGGCCAAGGGCUUUCAAGCUGUGGUCGUAUUCAUUCCCAACUGCAAUGAACGCAUCUCCCUAACGGAAGGCAAUUCCCCCCUUAAUUUGGCCCGCACCUUCAAGUUGCCAACGGGGGGAGAACAGUACAUAUGCCACUACCGUCUCAGUGCUCCCAAAGGCUAUCGCAUCGGGGUGAAUGUUAAGAAAAUCCAGCUGAACCAUGACCUAGUCAACUGUCAAAAUUCAAAUGAUAGUUGCGCCAAAGGCCUUUGUAACUCUGUGGAAAUUUUUGACAGUUUGGCCAUGGGUCAGCUCAGCAUGGGCAAAUUUUGCCAAACAGCCAAUCUCUCAAUGGUGAGUUCCUAUGAAGAUGCCAUGGUGAAAUUUAUAGCCAAGGAGGCUGGGCAGCUAAGUUUCGAAAUCUUGAUCACCUUGGAGAAAAGUGCUUGCGGUCCCACAACGGAAUUCCAAAUCAAAGACCAAGAGAACAUCACGUUGGCCUUCCCAUUGGGCAAUGCAUCGACCUAUGGAGCCAAUGUGCACUGCAAUUGGCUCAUCAGGAGCAACAAAUCGUUAGAGUUCCUAUUCACCUACAUCGAUUUGCAAAAUGUAACGACCGAUAAAUGUCUGGACUACAUAGAAAUCAAAUAUCGAGACACUACCGACACGAUAUGCGGUCGAAGCUUCCACUAUGGCUUCACCGUGGACGAGCGCAUGUCUUGGGAAGAAACAGAGUAUUCGAAUGUGGAGAUAAUAUUCCAUAGUGAUGAUCAAAUUGAAGGAAAAGGCUUUGAACUGAAAGUUGGUCGUCAGGAAGUGGGCAAUCGCUUUUUCAAUCAAUUGAGUGGUUCUAUAUCUGCUAAUUAUGACACAUCAAUUGGCAACAAUACCAUAACGGUUCCAGAAAAUUACAAUCUAAAUUUUUUCAUAAACAUUGGCUUCAUUCCAAGGAACGAGGAGUGUGAUCCCAAGAAGUUAAUGAUAAUCGAUCUAAAGACCAAUAAGACUAUUUUCAAUAUAUGCGAACGAUACAGAGCCUUUAGCCAUCCCUUGUAUACCACCACAAAUACGGUACGCAUUGAAAGCACUUCCUAUGCUGUUCAAAACUUGAAUUACUGGGUGAGUGACAAGAAAGAUCCCCUAGGAUGUGGUGGCAUUCUGCAAACCAGAAAAGGCAGUAUAAUGAGCCCCCCAUAUGGCAAUGACCACAACUAUUCGGAAUGUAGCUGGAAUAUAACUCUGCCUCCACCAAAUAGAAUCAGUUUAUAUUUUGAUUCUUUCGAUAUGGGCUCCGAGACCAAUUGUCAUCUGGAUAAUUUGAAAAUUUUUGAUAUUAUGGAAGACGGCACGGAGAAAUUACUCAAGUCAUUAUGUGGUUUGGAUAAUAGCGGACAAACAGUGAUUUCCAAAUCGAACCGCAUUGCGAUUGUCUCGAAGAAAUCACCAAAUUUUGAUGGAACUGGUUGGAGUUUGUCAUAUCAAUCUAGGGAACCAUGGAUGGAUGAUGAAUAAAUUCAGUGUUAUAAUGUUAUAUAAAUACAC